UCUUCAUGUCCUUCUCUCUCUACCCACACAAAUAUGUACAGACACAUAGACAUGCAAAAUCUUUAUUUAUAAAUAUAUACUCCUCAAUACCCAUCUCCUUCUCCAUAUCUAUCUCUCUCUCUCCUUCCACACACAACCAAAGGCUUUUCUCUCUCAAGAACCAAAAAUGGCUAUAAUGAAGAAAUCUUCAAAACUCACUCAAACAGCAAUGCUGAAGCAGAUUCUGAAGAGAUGUUCGAGCUUAGGGAAGAAAAAUGGAGGAGGCUACGAUGAAGAGUGCCUUCCACUCGAUGUACCAAAGGGACACUUCCCUGUCUAUGUGGGAGAAAACAGAAGCAGAUACAUUGUCCCAAUAUCCUUCUUGACUCACCCUGAGUUCCAAACUCUUUUAAGCCGAGCUGAAGAAGAGUUUGGAUUCGAUCACGACAUGGGUCUCACCAUUCCUUGUGAUGAACUCGUCUUUCAGACCCUAACCUCAAUGAUCCGAUGAUAUCUUCAGUUAAAUCAUUUGAAGAAGAAGCAGAAGGAGAUGGUUAAAGAAAAAGCAGACGCUUAUCUUUACAAAAAAAAUAGGACUCUUCUCUUAUUUAAGUUUUUUUUUUCUUCUAUUUUAAGCCCAUCUAGGGUUUUUUACGAGUUAAUUUAGUCGUCUAACAAGAAAGAAACCCGUAUGAGAUAGAGAUUAUAUGGGUUUAGAUCUGUAAAAAGAAGCAUGUAAUGUUUUCCUCGCAGAUUUUGAUUCUGUGAGAGAAGUUGAUUAAUGCAAUAAAAAGUAUUCCUGUUUAUAUU
Molecule: messenger RNA, 789 nt
Organism: Brassica rapa (field mustard)
Lineage: Eukaryota; Viridiplantae; Streptophyta; Magnoliopsida; Brassicales; Brassicaceae
Product: auxin-responsive protein SAUR50
Biological process (GO): response to auxin
Source: RefSeq, a predicted model, not a curated record